Messenger RNA from Candida tropicalis MYA-3404, 663 nucleotides. RefSeq names its product CREG family protein. The transcript has a single exon. The coding region runs from base 1 to 663 and encodes 220 amino acids. The record is from RefSeq and is a predicted model, not a curated record. Lineage: Eukaryota; Fungi; Ascomycota; Pichiomycetes; Serinales; Debaryomycetaceae.
AUGUUGUUGAGAGUAUUGCUUUUCUUUUUGGUCACUGUUGUUAGUGCAAUUCCGGUUGAUAAUGUAAUCAUUGACGAUACCCCAACUGAGGAGGAUGGGGCAGCUGUUGCUAGAACUUUGGUUAAUAGAGAGUCCCUUGCCAAUGUAAACACUAUUAAACUGAUUAAACAAUCAGAUGGAACAACAUUACAUCUUCCAGUUUCUGCUGUUGAAUACUAUGCUGAUUGUGAUAAUGAUGGGGAUCCAUACUGGUUGGUCAUUGACAUUGGUGGUCCAAACCAAAAUAUUAUUAAAGGGUCACCAUUUUCAUUUACUAUUAGAGUUGGUGAUCAUCCUAAAUAUGAUAAAGAUGUGUCAGAUGAGUAUCCAGGAAGUAUAGAUGGAAGUGUUGCUGGAUCACCAAGAGUUCAAUUGACUGGAUCUUUGCGUUCUAUUUAUUUCGAUAAUCCAUUUGAUCCAAAGAAGCUUGCAUUAGAGAAAUGUUUCUUACAAAGACACCCAGAUGCCUCUGCAUGGUUGCCAAGUAAUUACCUUUCCCCUCACAAAUCACAUUGGGCUAAGUUAAAGGUUGAUGGUGCAUAUUUGAUUGGUGGUUUUGGUGGACGUGGUUAUAUUGGGGAAAUUGAUUCUGAGCUUUACCAUUCAGCCGAUAUUAUUGAAUGA